Podarcis lilfordi (Lilford's wall lizard) is the source of this 1323-nucleotide messenger RNA. The record is from the annotation of a GenBank genome assembly. Lineage: Eukaryota; Metazoa; Chordata; Lepidosauria; Squamata; Lacertidae.
AUGACUGAAGAGGAUUCUUGCGAUCUGGAUUCUUCAAGUGAAGAAGAUGAUACCUUUUCCCAUGAUGACAGAUCUGAACAAUAUGUUCCCCACAGGAAAGCAAACGUUUCUACAGGGGAUAGUAUAGAUCGUCUGGGUGAUAGAUAUGCACCGUGGCCUCUUCCCCAGUAUGUUUGUCAUUGUAAAGAUGACCGGAGGGCCAGGUCUCCUCGAAGUAUGAACCGCCACCCCCAGCGGCCCUGUUUCGUUCAUAAACCGAGGGAAAUAUGCUGUGCUAGGACUGCCAGCGAUGUGAAUAUGGAUGAGGUCCUAUCCUUGCUGCCAGGGCGCCAGCGGAAGACACGCCAGCAGCUUCAACGGGAAAAGGAGGCCGCCGUCACUCUCCAGUCUGCCUGGAGGGGUUGCCAAGUCAGAAAGGAUAUUAGCAAAAUGAAUAAGGCCGCCACCCAAAUUCAGGCAGCUUUCCGAGGGUACAUGACCCGGAAGGAAUUGCCUCUGGGACUCUGCGGUUACGGCAGGACCAAUCAACGAAAGUUGCAGAAGAAAACGAGAGCUGAAGACGAGAGCAAACCUUUCCCCGCACUCCUAGAUUGCCUUCAGCAGUUUGGUUUGGUGUCUGGAACAAAGCCUUCUGGCCAGAGCAUUUCCCUCCCAAAUGGCAAGCCAAGGAACUAUUCAAGAAACCUCAUAGAAGACUAUCCACUUUUGAAUCCGAACGUCACCUUUUUUGAAAUUGAGUCCACCCUCAGACCCAACAGAGAAGUGUUCACGUACACCUCUUUCAAUGUCUUUGCCACGGGAAUUCAGGACCAGAGAUACGAGGAUGCUGCCACCACAAUCCAAGCAGCUUGGAGAGGGUACCAAAUCAGACAGAAAGGAAGGCCUAUGACAGGAGAAGAAAAAAGACCCAGAAACCCUAUCUGUUCUAACUUUGCCAUGAAGAAAACCCCUUGCAAACACUCAUUGCCGGGGCCAGCUCUCAAGGGGCCCAAAAUCCGUCAGAUCUUUGUUGCAAAGGCAGACCUCCAUGACACCCAAGGCACCCUCUCGCUAAGAGAUGCACCGCAGAUUCGAAAUAUUAAUAUAUACGCAGUGAUAAAGGCCAUGCCAGAUCCUUCCCGGAAGCCGAACAUAUCCAUACGGGUGCUGAGCCCAAAUGCUGUGGUCCAGGGAUAUGAGAGAGAGAUGAGCAGCGGGGUGCAGGCUCUCUACACUGUCCAAAAUAAUAGCGCUUCAAUGCCCUCUCAGAUCCUCAUUCAUGUCAACACGCAGAAAAGAAAGGAUGUUCUCUUAAAAACUGAAAAGAAGAAGCAAAAGCCCUGA